GAAUAUUUCAUUCUCAAGUCCGCUUCUCUUUCUCUCUGCUGACACGCUCACUUCCCGAAGCAAACUCGUCACGCCUCAGCACUCAGCAUAGCCCCCACUCGUGUCACUAUUCCUCUCGAGCUCCGACACCCCCUCCUUUACCGUACAGAGAGACGUUAUAGUCUUCUGAUCCUCAAAAACAAGAACAAAAAUACCAACGUUACAAAACAAAAGCAUCAGCAGAAGCCAGUAAACAAGAAAGAAACACAGUGAAGUGAGGAGAGAGAGAGAGAGAGAGAGUGGGGGUGAAGGAGAAGCACUUAAGAAGAAGAAGAAGAAAUGGGAAUGUGGUUCAGACUCAUCUUUGCAUGUUCUUUGCUCUUGCUGCUUCUGGGUAUCUGCAGAGGAAGCAAAAUUGGAGUCUGCUAUGGAAGGAAUGCGGACGAUCUUCCCACCCCGGAUAAAGCGGUACAGCUUAUCCAACAACACAAUAUUAAGUAUGUGAGGAUAUAUGAUUCGAACAUCCAAGUUCUCAAGGCGUUUGCGAAUACUGGAAUUGAGCUCAUGAUCGGAAUUCCAAAUUCGGACUUGUUACCGUUUUCCCAAUUCCAAUCCAAUGCCGAUACGUGGUUGAAGAACAGCAUCCUUCCAUACUACCCCGCGACGAAAAUCACUUCUAUAACCGUCGGUGCUGAAGUCACAGAAGCCUCAAGCAAUGUAUCUGCCAUGGUAGUACCCGCAAUGAAGAACGUAUUCACAUCUCUACGAAAAGCCGGUCUCCACAAGAGGAUCAAGGUUUCGACUACGCAUUCCUUGGGCGUUUUAUCUCGAUCGUUCCCGCCUUCUGCCGGGGCUUUUAAUAGUAGCCAUGCUUAUUUCCUGAAACCCUUGUUGGAAUUCCUUGCUGAAAACCGGUCGCCUUUCUUGGUUAACAUAUAUCCAUACUAUGCGUAUAGAGAUUCCUCGACCAAUGUCUCCCUAGACUAUGCUCUAUUUGAGUCAUCCUCGGAGGUAAUUGAUCCCAAUACCGGUUUGCUAUACACAAAUAUGCUCGAUGCUCAGCUCGAUGCCAUCUACUAUGCUUUGAUGGCUCUGAAUUUUAGAACGAUUAAUAUCAUGGUGACGGAAACCGGCUGGCCUUCUAAAGGGUCCCCUAAAGAGACGGCUGCCACUCCAGAUAAUGCACAAACCUACAACACGAACUUGAUUCGACAUGUUAUUAAUAACACGGGUACCCCAGCGAAACCCGGGGAGGAUAUUGAUGUUUACAUCUUUUCGCUGUUCAAUGAGAAUAGGAAACCUGGUUUAGAAUCCGAGAGGAACUGGGGCUUGUUUUUCCCGGACCAAACGAGCGUCUACAACUUGGAUUUCACCGGGAAAGGGGCGGUGGAUGUUAGUACAGGUGCCAACCUCACUAGCUCGAAUGGAACGUGGUGCAUUGCUUCGUCGACAGCAUCUGAAGCUGAUUUGGAGAAUGCUUUGAAUUGGGCUUGUGGCUCUGGCAAUGUGGACUGCUCGGCCAUACAGCCUAGUCAGCCUUGCUUCGAGCCCGACAAUCUUGUUUCUCAUGCCUCGUUUGCGUUCAACAGUUACUACCAACAGAAUGGAGCUACGGAUGUCGCUUGCAGCUUUGGAGGAGUCGGUGUUAGAACGAAUAAGAACCCAAGCUACGACAACUGUCUCUACAUGACCACGGGGAGUAAAGCUGCUACUGCAGCUAGCAAUGCAACAGCCAGCCCGACAAGAGCAUCAUCAUCGUCAGCACGAAGAGUUUCUUUGCAUUCACUCGCGCCUUUUCUCCUUCUCUUCUUUAGCGUAGUCUUUUAUUAUUAAGGUAACAUCAUCCAGCAAAGCACCAUCCAUCCCCGGCCGCUACAUAUGUGUUAUGAAGCGAAAUUCAACUUCAGAUCGAGGUGUACGAGGUUUCAAUUGCAGGCAAUCUUGGCACAAUUUUGUACGAUGAACUGAACAUAGGUUCUUCCUAGGACAUGGUGGAACAGUUUCAUGCCAAGAUGUAGUAGAUGUAUCAUCUAUGAUUCUAUUCUAUUAAUUCAUGAAGCUCUCUAUUUCUGUAAAGAAUGAGCUCUGUCCAAUAUGUAUGUCUUGAUGAGAAGAAACAGACUGGAACUGUUGUGCAAAACCAGUGUGCUUUUGUGGCAUAAAAAACUUUUUGGUUUUUUUCUUCA
Molecule: messenger RNA, 2165 nt
Organism: Ipomoea nil (Japanese morning glory)
Lineage: Eukaryota; Viridiplantae; Streptophyta; Magnoliopsida; Solanales; Convolvulaceae
Product: glucan endo-1,3-beta-glucosidase 13
Exons: 4
Coding region: 319-1812 (497 amino acids)
Biological process (GO): carbohydrate metabolic process
Cellular component (GO): plasma membrane
Molecular function (GO): hydrolase activity, hydrolyzing O-glycosyl compounds
Source: RefSeq, a predicted model, not a curated record